Nanorana parkeri is the source of this 3378-nucleotide messenger RNA. Its product is annotated as epidermal growth factor receptor kinase substrate 8-like protein 1. Lineage: Eukaryota; Metazoa; Chordata; Amphibia; Anura; Dicroglossidae. The coding region runs from base 1 to 3357 and encodes 1118 amino acids. Gene Ontology annotation, cellular component: vesicle; plasma membrane; ruffle membrane. Gene Ontology annotation, molecular function: actin binding. Gene Ontology annotation, biological process: positive regulation of ruffle assembly; regulation of Rho protein signal transduction; Rho protein signal transduction. The transcript has 24 exons. The record is from RefSeq and is a predicted model, not a curated record.
AUGGCUUGGGGGAUUUCCUGGGUUCCUGGGAUCUGUGGGGCUUAUUACCUACAGAUCGAUCCUUCCUCCGAGAGUCUUGGGCUCCAGGGCAAGUCUUACUGCACGGUCAAUAUCUUCCACUCAUGCAUCUCUGCGGCCAAGUCCCUGUGGCUGGCUUGCCGAUCAUCAGGCAUCCCUUACUCUGUCAACUCCUUCGUACAACAAGAGUUGGACUUCUUGUGUGACAGGCCGGACAAUGACUCCUUCUCUUUGAAACAAUUCUUGAAUGGGAUAUCAAAACCCAAUGCCAAAUCCAUAUAUGAACAAAGGAAGAAAUAUUCAAAUGUCAUUAUGGCUGAUGUGUCAGAAUACCAAGUAAAUCAUUUGGUGACAUUUACAAUUGAUGAGGAUGAUGAUGUCCAUACAGUGGAGGAUGCCAUUCGUAAACUGAAUGCGAUGGAUGCUAAAAGCAAAGUCUGGACCCAAGAGAUGGCAUUACAAGUAAACAGCUCCACUGUUAAACUCCUAGAUAUUGAAUCCAAGGAGGAUUUGGAAGUAUUCCCCAUCGCUGUCAUCCAGCGCUGUGACACUGUUCUCCCAGAAAGGAGGAACUGUUCUCUUUUGGUAUUGGUAUGUCAGGACAGAUACCAGCCCAAAGCUGAUGUCCACUUCUUCCAGUGUGACAAUGUUGGGGCGGAGCUGAUUAGUGAAGAUAUUAAUAGUGCAGUAUCUGAUUUAAAAAAUGGGCAUACUUCCAAGAGGCCUGAAGCACUCAGGAACAAUCAGAAGAAGAUAAACCAGCAGAGCUCCAGCAACUCAGACCCAUUUAAGCCUCAGCGGCAGUGGAAACAGCCACAGAUACAUUAUGUGACCCCAUCAGAGAUCCUGGAGAGGGAAUCACAGCGCAGAUCAGUCAAACCCUCGGUCUCCCCGCUGACCCCCCAAGUCAUAAUUAAUCCUUUACCUCAAAUGCAACAGAAACUACUACCAAGCAACUCAACACAGGAUGCAAUAUACAGCGAGGUAAUUAGAACUGAGAAGAGUUCACAGAAUCCACAGAUGCAGCAGGAGAGGAACUCAACCAAUGAAACAUUAGUUGAUGGGGAUUCACAGGACCUAACGACCCUCCGAGCUGGACGGGAGGUGGAUCUACUGAAUCACUGCUUUGAUGACAUUGAAAGUUUCAUGGGAAAGCUCCAGAAAUCAGCUGAGGCUUUUAAAGUCCUCAACCAAAGAAAAAAAUCAAGAAGAAGCAAGAAACCCGAAGCUGGAGAGGGUCUACUGACACUCAGAGCAAAGCCUCCAAAGCUGGAGGAGUAUGAAGAUGCUGUCCAGAAAUUUAAAUACUGCUUCUGCUUAUUGGCAAGACUUAGAAGUAAUAUUAUGAAUCCGAGUUCCGUGGAGCUUGUUCACUUUUUAUUUGGACCACUUAAAACGCUCAUGGACAGUUCUGGGGGCGUGGAUAUGGCUGCUGGAAUUGAGAGUCCAAUGCUAACUGAAGAAGCGGUGGCUUUUUUGAAAGAGUGUUUAGAUGAAAAUGAACUUGAUUUAUGGGACUCUCUGGGACCAAACUGGACAAAGCCAAGGCUGGAUUUUCCCCGUGACUACUGUCCUCCAUAUACACCAACUUUUACUAGUGGAUGGGUUCCAAGUAAUAGUAAUGGUCAGCCCUGGGAUGAUCCAGUGGAGUUUCAACAUCGUCAUGAAGAGUUGAGGUCACAGCAAUCAGCUACUCAGAUAAACCAACCUCCCACACCCCCUGUUCUGAAUGGAAAUGUGGUGUGGGAAUGUAUCCGGUCAGUAGCUGACCCAGAGGGUCGCUAUGUGUUUGUGUAUGCCAAGAUCAGAGGUGUGUUGCUGCCACCCGGUGGCCUGGAACGGGAAGUGCGGGUCUUCACUCUGCUUCUGGUAAACGACAGCAAACUCUCACAGGAGGGUCAGACGGAAGCAGAGCCGUGGACUGGCUGCAACAGCCGAGGAGGAGGGGCUCUCUAUUUUACUUAUGCCAAGGGCAGAUCUGCCCAGCAGGGGAUCUCAGGGGAUCCCGGGCUCAGAACUACGGGACUUUUUUGCUGCAAAAACACAGACUUACCACCUGGACUCUUUUCGAGACAUGGCGCCAACAGGCUCGGGCUCCCGCCCCGUGUGAUCCCAAUCCACAGCAUGGACAGAACGAGUCUCACCCUCUCCAGUUUCGACAUCCAGCCAACUCCCAGACCUGGGAUCCAGACGAUGCUGCUUCUCCUCCUGCUCAGAUCACAUAGCUUUCUCCCUCGGAUGAUCCCUUGCUCUUGGUGGGACAGAUACAGGUGGGUGCAACUUACUCAGAAGCUACCAUACCCCUCUUUCUUUGAGGCCUUUGUGGUCCACAUCGAAACAGCUCUUAAGUCAGAACUGGCUGAAAUAAAACAGACUGUUUCUCAUCUUGACAGCAGAGUGUCUACCAUUGAAACACAUAGGGAGGAGCUGGAGGGUCGUAUCCAGCGGCUGGAAGCUCAAAUGGGACAGAGGGAUAGAGAUCUCUCCCUACUCUUUCUGCAUCAAAAGGACCUGGAAAACCACAGUAGGCACAAUAAUGUGAAACUGAGAGGCAUUCCAGAGGCAACUGGAGACUCAGACUUGCAUGCUACUGUGAUGGGGAACUUCAAUCUUCUUUUGGACCAAGCUGCCACUACUGAAAUUAUGAUUGACAGAGUCCACAAGUCUCAGUUGACCCCAUUGGUUCUUGAUGACUCAAAAAAAUGGUGGAAAGUGCAGAAUCGAUUUGGACAGACUGGUUACGUACCAUACAACAUACUUGCCCCAGUUUCAGCCGCAGAAUUUAACAACACCAAACAAAAUAAGGUCCAGCCAAAUCUGGCUAAGAAAUCACAACCUCCAACUCCUCCUAAAAAAACAACAAAACCAAAUAUAACUGGUCAGGCUCAGUGGGAUUCGGUGGACAGCCAGCAACCCGAACAGAACAAUAUACAGCAAGAAAAAUUUGACAAAAUAAAUAGUAUGAAUGAAGAGCUCUUGCUGAGAUUGGCAAAUGGCCGGCAAGCACCAAAUAAGACUCUGAGCAUACAGCGAAUGUUGGAUACAUCCAUUCCAUUGAAUGAAGAGUCCAGGCCCUCAGAGGUCACCGCAUGGCUGCAGGCAAAGGGAUUUAACACGCUGACUGUAAAAUCAUUGGGAGUGUUAAAUGGAGCUCAGCUGUUUUCCCUACGGAAAGAUGAAUUUAAAGCUGUGAGCCCAGAGGAAGGUGCCAGGGUAUACAGCCAGGUCAUGGUACAGAAAGCUCUUUCUGAGGACGAUAAGAAGAUUUCUGAGCUAGAAGCUGUAAUGGAAAGGCAAAAGAAGAAGAUGGACAGUGAGCUUGCAAAGGACAGCCUCUAAAGACCUAGUUCUGGCUUCACA